Molecule: messenger RNA, 1812 nt
Organism: Halteromyces radiatus
Lineage: Eukaryota; Fungi; Mucoromycota; Mucoromycetes; Mucorales; Cunninghamellaceae
Exons: 7
Coding region: 125-1774 (549 amino acids)
Biological process (GO): secondary metabolic process
Molecular function (GO): CoA-ligase activity
Source: RefSeq, a predicted model, not a curated record
CCAUUACUAAAAAAAAAUCUUCAGGAACGGUUACUUGUUUGUUUCGUUAAAUACUCUUUUGUUUUUUUUUUUCUUAUUUUACCCCACAUUUUUUUUCUUUUCUCUUUUUAUUAUUUCCAUUAGAAUGGUUAUUUAUAAAUCGACUUGUCAUCCAGUUGACAUAUCUCGUUUAGAUCUCUUCUCUUUUUUAUUUAGUCCUAAUGAUCAAAAUACUAAAUUAUCUCAUGAUCGUAAGGUUGUGAUUGAUGCUGAAUCUGGAAAAUCAUUCUCUUAUGCACAAGUAAAUUCUCUUUCUCGAAAAUUGGCUUCUGGAUGGAAAGAAAAUGUUGGAUUAACAAAAGGUGAAAUUGUGGCUGUUUUUGCCCCUAAUCAAUUCGAUCAUGCUAUUUUGUAUUUCUCUCUUUUGGCCGCUGGUUGCACAAUCACCCCUGGUAAUCCUAAUUACACUGAAGAUGAAUUUCACCAUCAAGUUCACACAGCUGGUGCUACAACCAUUGUUACCAUACCUUCUCUCAUACCAGUAUUAACCAAGGUGGCUUCCAGAAAUAACAUUCCUAAAGAUCGUAUUUUUGUAUUUGGUGAACAACAAGUGGAACAUGCUCUAUGUUUGAGUCAAAUCUCUUCUAAUCAUGAAAUAGCCUUUCCUGAUAACUCUAUCGAUCCUGAAAACGAUCUAGCUUUUAUCAUGUUCUCAAGUGGUACAACUGGAGUGGCCAAAGGUGUUUGUUUAAGCCAUUCGAAUUUUGUUUCUCAAGUAUUAUCAGUCAUGACCUUUGAAAAAGAAGACGGUGCUAUAGGUGAAAUAGAUAUUAUGCUUGCAUUUUUACCAUUUUAUCAUAUAUUUGGAUUGACGACCUUGAUUCUACGAUCUAUGUAUGCUAUGAAUCCAGUGAUUGUGAUGGCUAAAUUUGAUUUGGAACGAUAUUGUCAAUUGAUUGAAAAGUAUAAAGUGACAGUAGCAACUCUAGUCCCUCCUAUUGCAGUACUAUUGGCCAAAUCUCCUAUUGUUCCCAAGUAUGAUCUUAGUUCUUUACGUAUGGUUACCUCUGGUGGUGCUCCUCUUGGUAAAGAACAUAUCGAACAGCUUUACAAACGAAUCAAGAUUCCUGUGCGUCAAGGUUAUGGUCUCAGUGAAAGUUGUAGUGGAUUUAUUUACCAAUCAAUUAGAUCAGGUGAUGUGGGUGCUACUGGUAGACUUGUAUCUCAUGCUCAAGUCAAAUUAGUUGAUGCGGAUGGCAAUGAAAUGGGUGAUGAUGAACCUGGUGAAUUAUUACUCAAAGGACCUUUCCAAAUGAAAGGAUAUAUUAACAACCCAAAAGCCAAUGAAGAAAUAUUUACUGCUGAUGGAUUUAUGCGUACUGGAGAUAUUGCUAAAUAUGAUAGCAAGACCAAGGAAUUUUAUAUUGUGGAUCGUAUUAAGGAACUCAUCAAAUAUAAAGGAUUUCAAGUAGCUCCAGCUGAAUUGGAAUCAUUGUUAGUAGGUCAUGAAUUGGUAGCUGAUUGUUGUGUAAUUGGUGUAUAUGAUGCAGGACAAGCGACUGAACUUCCAAGAGCAUAUGUUGUUCUUCAACCAUCAGUCAAACCAAGUAAAAGUUUAGCCAAAGAAUUGUCUGAUUAUAUUAGUAGCAAGGUAGUAAGUCACAAAAAGUUACGUGGUGGUAUACGCUUCGUGGAUGCUAUUCCAAAAAGUAAUUCUGGAAAACUUUUACGACGCGAAAUCAAAGAAUGGGUCAAAAAGGAGCAAGAACAACAAGAAAUACAAUCAAAAUUAUAAUCUGUAUAUUAUUAGUUCUUUUAUUUUAUUGAAUAAAC